AUGGAUGCACUGAAGAAAGGAUUCUCAAUGGCCAAGGAGGGCGUCGUGGCAGCAGCGGAGAAGACCAAGGCAGGGGUGGAGGAGGCAGCUGCCAAAACUAAGGAGGGAGUCAUGUAUGUGGGGAACAAGACGAAGGACGGGAUGGUAGCAGGUGUGAACACAGUGGCCCAGAGAACGACUGACCAGGCCAAUAUUGUCGGGGACGCAACGGUCGCCGGGGCCAAUGAGCUGUCUCAGCAAACAGUGGAGGGGUUGGAGAAUGUGGCGGUGAACUCCGGAUUGGUGAACCAGGGACAGGAAGAAGCUGUAACUGAGGUGGCUGGUUCUGGUUUGGAAGGGGGUGACUUCUCACAGGGAGCUGAGCAGGCCGGACAGUAG
Salvelinus namaycush (lake trout) is the source of this 378-nucleotide messenger RNA. Its product is annotated as synuclein-like. The record is from RefSeq and is a predicted model, not a curated record. Gene Ontology annotation, cellular component: cytoplasm; axon terminus; neuronal cell body. Lineage: Eukaryota; Metazoa; Chordata; Actinopteri; Salmoniformes; Salmonidae. Gene Ontology annotation, molecular function: cuprous ion binding. The transcript has 5 exons. Bases 1 to 378 code for a protein of 125 amino acids. Gene Ontology annotation, biological process: synapse organization; synaptic vesicle endocytosis; chemical synaptic transmission.